Messenger RNA from Dunckerocampus dactyliophorus (ringed pipefish), 4418 nucleotides. Its product is annotated as phosphatidylinositol 4-kinase beta-like. Gene Ontology annotation, cellular component: membrane; cytoplasm. Lineage: Eukaryota; Metazoa; Chordata; Actinopteri; Syngnathiformes; Syngnathidae. The transcript has 14 exons. The record is from RefSeq and is a predicted model, not a curated record. Gene Ontology annotation, molecular function: 1-phosphatidylinositol 4-kinase activity. The coding region runs from base 418 to 3201 and encodes 927 amino acids. Gene Ontology annotation, biological process: phosphatidylinositol phosphate biosynthetic process; phosphatidylinositol-mediated signaling.
UGUAUUUUCAGAGUAAAGCACCUGGGCGCCAGCGUAGCUCAAAUGCUAGCAUAACUGAGGAACACGUGACCAAUGUGACAUUAGUUCAUGUUUGAAAGGUUGCAAACACGAAAAGCUAUGAAGACUGGUCGACUCGGAUGCAAAUAUUAAAUUAGCCAAUCGUGUCUGCUUUUGUUAUGUAAACCAAAACCGGAAGUGUCCUUUUUUGCUUGGUUGGAGCGGACUUGAUCUUGCGUCAGUGCUGCCUUAAAGCUGGGCAUCCAGGCCACAGAGCAGAACCAGACGUGCUCUGAAAGCCCAGCUGGAAGGUGGACUACAAGCUGGACUUGAAGGUGGACCCCAGAAGCAGGCUGGAGGCAGACGUGCAUGCGCCUCUGACAGCGUCUUCAGCACUGGCACCCGGCGUUCACUUCCACAAUGGCCGACACGGAAGUUUCUUUCUCCCCGGCCCUGCGGCUGCUGCACUUAAGCCCCUCCCACGCAGCUGAGGCCCCUCCUUCUGCCUCCUCCUCCUCCCCCACCACCUUCUCAUGCCCCUCCUCCCCUUCCAGCGCCUCCUCGUCGUCCUCGUGUUCUUCCGACAGCUCCUCCGACCGGCCGGGCCGCCGCCAUCGCCACCGCCAUAAUCAGCCCCGCCCCCAGCUGCCUCUGCCUCCGCCCCCUCAGGACGAGCGGCCAUCCUCGCCCAGCGCCAGCCCCCGCAGCUCCAGCCCCAGCGGGAGCAUCGGGAGCACCGGCAGCCUCAGCAGUGCCAGCGAGGGCGUGGCUAGCGGCGGCGUUGUGGCCAGUGACGGCGCCGAAGCCUGUGGGCCCGGCCCCCCCCUCGAUGUAAUUUCAGAGAGCGCCAUGGAAGUGGACCAAGUCAUCGACCCGGAAGUGGCGCUGAAGGCGUGUCAGGAAGUUCUUCUCAAGAUCAAACUGCAGAGCAGGGAGGGUGCAGAAAACCUUGGUCUCGACGAGCGGCGACACACUGGUGCCGACGCCGACUCCAUCAAAGAGGAAGACGAAGAUGAAGAGGCGAAUGGGCGUGGCCUUUGCCGGCGGGAGCCGCCUCCGUCAUCGUCCAAACAGUCGUGGCUGCUACGCUUGUUCGAGUCCAAGCUCUUCGACGUGUCCAUGGCGAUGGCGUACCUGUACAAGUCCAAGGAGCCCGGUGUGCAGGCGUACAUCGGGAACCGCCUCUUCAGCUUCGCCGACAGCGAGGUGGACUUUUACCUGCCGCAGCUGCUCAACAUGUACGUGCACAUGGACGCCGAGGUGGGCGAUGCCAUCAGACCUUACCUGGUGCAUCGCUGCAGGGGCAGCAUCGUCUUCUCGCUGCUGUGCGCCUGGUUGCUCGGCGCCUACUCGUCUGACAUGCACAUCUCCACGCAGCGACACUCCCGAGGCGCCAAACUCAGAAAGCUCAUCUUGUCUGACGAGCUCAGGCCGCCCGGCGCAGGCCCCCCACGGACGCUUUCAGCCUCUGACUGCCCGGCGACCUCACCGCCCCACCGCCGCACUCACCGGAGUCGUCACAGCGCUGACGCAGGCGCCUCUGAACGCUCGCAAGACGGCUCUUGUGUCCCAGGAGGGAAUGAGGUGUUUCUGUCCCCCUCUAGGAGGACACACCAGAGGUCCAAAUCAGACGCCACCACAGGGACCGGUGGGCCCAGCUGCGGCCUCCGCAGGACAGGAAGUAACCCCAAAGUGGAGGCCGUCCACGAGGAGCCGGAGCGUCUGCGUCCGCAGCGCGACUUGGUCAAGUCGCUGCUGGCCAUCGGGAAGCGUCUGGCCACGCUGCCCACCAAAGAGCUGAAGACGCAGCGACUGAUCUCAGAGCUGUCGCUCCUCAACCAUAAGCUGCCCGCCCGAGUGUGGCUGCCCACCGCCGACUUCCAGCACCACGUGGUCCGCAUCCCGCACACGCAGGCCGUGGUGCUCAACUCCAAAGACAAGGCGCCCUACAUCAUCUACGUGGAGGUUCUGCAGUGCGAGAACUUCGAGACCUCCGCCGUUCCCAUUCGCAUCCCUGAGGCGCGGAUCCGCUCGGCCCGCUCCGCAGACAACCUGGACUGCGGAGCCACUGUGACAUCAGAGCAGCGCACGGCAAGUUUCUCCACCGUCCCCAACUACGACAACGACGACGAGGCCUGGGCCACAGAUGACAUCGGGCAGCUGCAGGUGGAGGUUCAGACCGGCAGCAGUGACAACAUCAGCCAGUUCUCUGUGGACAGCAUCACCAGUCUGGAGAGCAGGGAGGUGGUCUUCAUCGCAGCCGGAGACAUCAGACGCCGCCUGUCGGAGAACUUGGCACACACGCCCACCACGUUCAAGAGGGACCCUGAGGACCCCUCAGCUGUGGCCCUCAAAGAACCCUGGGAGGAAAAAGUCAGGCGUAUCCGGGAGGCGUCUCCGUAUGGUCACCUGCCGAGCUGGCAUCUUCUGUCCGUCAUCGUCAAGUGUGGUGACGACCUGAGACAGGAGCUGCUGGCCUAUCAGGUGCUGACACAGCUGCAGUACAUCUGGCAGCAGGAGAGAAUCCCUCUGUGGAUCAAGCCUUACAAGAUCCUGGUGAUGUCGUCGGACAGCGGCAUGAUCGAGCCCGUCCUCAACGCCGUGUCCCUCCAUCAGGUUCGUAAGCAGAGUCAGCUAUCGCUGCUCGACUACUUCCUGCAGGAACAUGGCAGCCACACCACGGAAGAGUUCCUCACCGCUCAGAGGAAUUUUGUCCAGAGCUGCGCGGGAUACAGCCUCAUCUGCUACCUGCUGCAGGUCAAAGACAGACACAACGGUAACAUCCUGCUGGACUCGGAAGGUCACAUCAUCCACAUCGACUUCGGCUUUAUCUUAUCCAGUUCUCCUCGUAAUCUCGGCUUCGAGACGUCUGCCUUCAAGCUCACCUCUGAGUUUGUUGACGUGAUGGGCGGCCUUGAUGGAGACAUGUUCCUCUACUACAAGAUGCUGAUGCUCCAAGGACUCAUCGCUGCCAGGAAGCACAUGGACAAGGUGCUGCACAUCGUGGAGAUCAUGCAGCAAGGUUCCCAGCUGGCCUGCUUUCACGGUUCCGGAACCAUCCGCAGUCUGAAGGAGCGUUUCCACAUGAGCCUGACUGAGGAGCAGCUGCAGGUUCUGGUGGAGCAACUGGUGGACGGCUCCAUGCGCUCCAUCACCACCAAACUCUACGACUCCUUCCAAUAUGUCACCAACGGCAUCAUGUGACCCGACGCUGAGUUGACAGGCUUCUCUCAGCUCUUUAAGCUCAUUCUGAAUCAAGCACACAAACAGGCCACGAACGCUGAAUGUUUUCUCUUGACGCGGGAUGAACGCUAACAUGCGUGUUCAUGGCGUGAGAAAGACGACAGACGUGUUGCAAAUGUGACUGAUCUGUGCUACAAGUCGCAACAGUUUGCGUUUGUUUAAAUGUAGAAGGUUUUGCUGGCGAGGCAGGACGGAACAUUCCAGCUCAUGGAGCGUUGUUGGAUUCCCUGACGUUGGCACGCUGUGAUUGGUCGACACGUACACGCUGCAGCCAAUCAGGACGUUUUUGAUUGUGUACGUGAACUUUGUAUGGCAACAAAGUAACUUCCAGGAGCCCAGCAUCAAACCAGCCUUUAAGCAGGUACUUAGUAGUACGCACGUAGUUACGUAAUACUACUUACACACUUACCUUCUAAAGAACAAAGUACGUACUACUAAGCAACUGCAUGGUACUACCACACAGUGGUGGUUUAUUACCUCAGUAAUUACAUAGUACUACUACACAAUAGUAUCUUAGUGUAUACACACUACUACACAUGUGCGUGCAUAUUACCAAGUAACUACUGUAGUUUAGUAAAUAAUACUAAGAAGGACAUAGUACUACACAGCAGUAGUAAAGUGCACACUGAGUAGUAUGCACUUCCUAACUUGCUUACUCAGUAGUGUGUGUACUACUAAGUACUACUAAGUUCUACUAAGAACAUAGUACUACUACAUGGUAGUAGUUUAGUAGUGCGUGAAUACUUUCAAAUAACUGCAUCCUGCGGAGUGUAAUCUCAGUCAUAUGCGCAAUGUAGUACGCAACAAUUGGUGUACUAGGUCAGGUGCCCUUAGUCGUACUUGCAGUGAUUGGCUGCAGCCAACGAGGAGGUUUGUGCUUUUGUGUACGUCAACUCUGAAUGGCAACAAAGUGGUUAGCUUUCACGACAGAGUAGCUAGCCUCGCAUCAGAGCGGCCUUUAAGAUGUUAUAAAUAAUGUACAGUCUAUAUUUAUAUUUACUGCAAGCAAUGCAUUCAGAUUGUAUGUACUAAGGAGCUAACUUGUUUUUUUGUUUUUUUGUUUUUUUAAGUACACACACCUUUAAACUGAAAUAACGGUUGACGCUUUUUAAAGUAAAAUGAUGAAGCAUAUACCACAGAGCAAGUGGAAUAAAAAUAAAUACUAAUUCAUGUCAAAA